UUCUUGUAUUCCCGGAACGAAGAUCGAAGUAACAUAACAUAUUUUAUAGUUAGCGAUGAUGAGAUAUAGCCUCUCGUACUAUUUAAGCUUCUAGGUGAACUUGAUAUUUGGGCGUCACCUACUUCGCCGGGUUUAAAAGGGUGGAAUAACUUCAAAGGCGUACAAGUCUAACUAGUAGACGACUAUGGGACCAGGUGCUCCAAUACGAAAUAACCACGGGAUUGAGCUAUCUUCGAGGUAUGAAAUCCGGCGAGUAACGCCUGAUCUUGCCGAGUCGAUCUCAGCCUUGAGUUUCUUUACUCACUACUUCGACUCACCCAUCUGGAACGCAAUAUAUGAAGGACGCCAGGCAAGCGAAGCGUUGAAGGCUUACCAUGCCUGCAAACCUUUCUAUGAGAUGCCUGAAAUGGCAGCGAAGAAUGGCCUCUCCUUCUGCAUCUGGGACAAGGAAUUCGUAUUUAAGAGGCCCGAAUCAGCUACUAAGGGUGGUGCUUGUUAUUGGAAUGACUUCGAUAUCGACGACCCUAAUCUAGAGGUUAAUGGGCGUCAAAGGUUACUUGAUGCAUUGGAUUUUCCGAUUGUUGGAUUUGGAUUGUCGUUCGAUAAAUUCGCCCCUGGUGACCCGAAGGGGUGGGAGGCUGCAACGAAGGCCACGCCUCUGAAUGUUCCCAUGGGUAAACAUUAUGAAGCACAUGACCCACGACCGAAAGGAUCAUGGGAGCCCACGGCGACCGGACAGGUUAUUGAACGGGUCGGUAGCGGAACAAGACACGGGUAUUAUGGCCAAGGACUCAUGAAAGCGUUAGCAAGAUUCAUAAUGCUCGAAAUGAAAUCUAGGGGAUAUCGGGCAAUACAGAUCAACUGCGGAGCACCUCAAAUGCAUCAUGUAUGGUCUAACCCUCCGAAACCGUUCAGGAGUUCUACUCUAGUGACGUUUCCCACAUGGAUUUUUGAGAUGGAGGAAGAUGGUAAGAAGGUUAAGCCGUACGAAAAAUCAAAGUUGCCCAAUCUGUAUCUUGUGUGGACGGAACUGUUGGAUUAGAGAUGCUGUGUGAGGUACAUAUUCUAUAUUUGUGUGGUAUUUAAUGGAAUCGGUGAGGAACUCAUGCUUCCUACCGUGGAAUAAUAAUGAAUAUUCGUUUCCGAUUUUACUCCAGACCCCCUUUCCCUAUUCACUCAAGAGCUUUGCGCCAAGUCUAAUAUCGUAAGAUAAAGGAGGCUAUGAGAAGGAGUUGGUCCGGUAAAAUAUAAUAUGACGGUUUACUAUAGCAAGAGGAGCUAGAGUUUGACUUGGUAAGAAAUUGGACUAACAGGUGGUUAACUUCAAUGUUGAAUUCGUGCCAAGGAAGCAAGUAGAUCCAUGACUUGACUUUCAACUAACCAUCUCUUUCCGUCGUCUGAUUUGACGAACAAAGCAAACAUAACAUGUAACUACCUACACGUAGUAUACCUUAUGUACCUAAGAUAAGAUGUACUAUAGUUGUUUCUC
This is a messenger RNA of Daldinia decipiens, 1489 nucleotides long. RefSeq lists its product as uncharacterized. Lineage: Eukaryota; Fungi; Ascomycota; Sordariomycetes; Xylariales; Hypoxylaceae. The coding region runs from base 185 to 1042 and encodes 285 amino acids. The record is from RefSeq and is a predicted model, not a curated record. The transcript has a single exon.